AUGAAAGUUGCUUUCAUUAUUCUGUAUAUAUUUAGCGUUCUAUUAGAUUUAUCCCUGGCGGUCGGCAAUUUAAAGGAUUUCCUCGAUGGAUCAGCAAAAGAAAUUGAAGGACUCACACAUGUUACAUUAAACGACACAUCGGAAGGGACAGAAAAAGUGGAAGAAUGGGUCAAGGACGAAUGGCGCGAAUGGAUGGACGAAAUGCAAAUGGACUGGAAUGAAUUCAACAACUACCUCGAAAGCGAAAAAAACAAGUGGUUUGGAAAAAAAGAAAAGGAAAUGAUAAAAUUUAUCAAGUCCAUAGAAGACAUAUGGCUCCAUUUUAAUGAAAAUAUGAAUGAAAUGCUUAGUUAUGGCAUUUUAAGAAAUUCCUUAAUGUGGACCUUCUCUGAGUGGCAAGAACGGAUUAACAAUGAUGGCAAACGUAUUAUAGAAGACCAAUGGGAUAACUGGACCACUUCAAAUCAAACACUUUACUAUAAAUUAAUUAUGAAAGAAUGGUUUAAAUGGAAAAACAAAAAAAUUAAACAGUGGCUUAAACGUAACUGGUUACACCAUGAAGGUAGAAUUUUAGAAAAUUGGGAGCGUAUGCCAUACACUAAAAUUUUAGCUAUGUCUGAGAAAAAACCCUGGUUCAAUUCGAAUGCACAAAUCAUUAAUGAACAGGACUCCUUGCUCAACUGGAUUAAGAAAAAGGAAGAUUUCUUAGUAAGCGAAGAACGCAAUAAGUGGAAAAAUUGGGAAUACUACAAGAACAAUUUCUUUCAGAAGUGGAUGGACUCCUUUCUUAGCCACUUGCUAAAUUUAAAAAAACAGGAUAUAUUCAAGAGCAUUAGCAAUUUCCGUAACCCCCCCCCAAGGAAUUUAAAGUUGUAUUUAAGUGGCUACUUGAAUGAUGGUGUAAGUGUACCACAAAAUACGAAGCACAUUAUGUUGUCAUACUUCAAACCUUUCUCCGCCGUUCCAAGACUAAUCCUUGCCUUAUUUUUACUUUCUCUAUUUUUCUGUUCAAAUGAAGCCUCAGCAGCUUUUAGGGCGGUUCUGGACCAAUCUAUAAGUUACCUAUCCAAUGCAUUAGAAAGUGCACAACAACCAGAAACAAGAUCAGACCAAUGGAGACAAAAUGAAUGGAAUAAGUGGGAAGAUAAACUCGAAGAAGAAUGGGAAGAAUUCGAUGAAAAUUUAGAAGAAGAAAAGGAUGAACUGCUCAAAAUGAAUGAAGAAGAAUGGGGACCAUGGUUCGAAGAAAUCAAAAAAAAAUGGACAACAAAUUUCGGGAAAAAUUUAGAUGACGAAUAUAAAUUGGAAGUUUUAAAAGAAUCUUUAUAUUGGAAUGAAGUGACUUGGAAAACAUGGAUUAAAACAGAAGGAAGAGCAUUUAUACAAAAAGAUUUGGUAAAAUGGAUUGCUUCAAAAGAGUCCUAUUUAUAUCGAUGGGUUUCAAAAGAAUGGACCGAAUGGAAAAAUGAAAAAAUUCAAGAAUGGUUCAACAGUAAAUGGAAGCGUGAAGAAAAUGAAUACUGGACGAAAUGGGAAAAGAAAUUCAAGCAAUCAAAAAAUUCAUCCAAAAUGAUAAAUUCAAAAGAUCACGAGAAGUGGCUCAAGUGGAAAGAAACAACGCAGCACGAACUUAACAAUUGGCAUGAAUGGGCAGAGUUUAAAGAUAACAUUUAUAUAAACUCGGACUGGGCGAAAUGGAAGCAGUGGAAAAAUACGAAACGGACGUUGUUUUACGAUUGGGUGGAUUCUUAUGUGUACAAAUGGAUAAGGGAACAGCAGUGGACUGCUUUAAUAGAUGAAAUAAAAGAAUUAGUUCCUCUCAAAAAUGAGUGA
Plasmodium coatneyi is the source of this 1833-nucleotide messenger RNA. RefSeq names its product Tryptophan-rich antigen. Lineage: Eukaryota; Apicomplexa; Aconoidasida; Haemosporida; Plasmodiidae. The transcript has 6 exons. The record is from RefSeq and is a predicted model, not a curated record. Bases 1 to 1833 code for a protein of 610 amino acids.